AUGAAGAGUCGACCUCCUAGGAUGCCUCUCAUCAACUCCGGAUUUCCAUCUCAUAGCGGAUUGACUGGACUCAUUACUGAUAAUAGUCACCUACUUGCUCUUGAUAUUUCCGGAGUUAAACAAAUCACCGAUACUUCCAUGUUCACUUUGGCGGAGCACUGUCGUCGAUUACAAGGUCUCAAUAUUUCACAAUGCGUUGGGAUUACCUCUGAAUCUAUGCUUAAAUUAAAUGAAUGUGAGCAAUUAGACGACAGAGCUAUCAUGGCAUUUGCUGAAAAUUGCCGUAACAUCCUCGAAAUCGAUCUCCACCAAUGUAAAUAUAUUGGAAAUGACCCGGUCACUGCCCUCCUCACGAAUGGAAACGCUCUUCGAGAACUUCGAUUGGCGAGUUGUGAAAAGAUCACUGAUAUGGCAUUCCUCAACCUACCUCAUAAAGCGACAUAUGAUCAUUUACGGAUAUUGGAUCUCACAAGCUGUCAUGGUCUCACAGAUGCUGCCGUCGAGAAGAUUAUUACUGUUGCUCCAAGAUUGAGAAAUUUAGUGUUUGCAAAAUGUAGACUCUUGACAGACCAUGCAGUCAAUUCCAUUAGCAGGCUGGGGAAAAACCUUCACUACCUUCACCUUGGACAUUGUGGACAAAUCACUGAUACUGCUGUUAUCAAGCUUGUUCAAGCAUGCAAUCGUAUUCGUUAUAUCGAUUUAGGUUGUUGUGUUCACCUCACAGAUGCAUCCGUCACAAAGUUAGCCACACUCCCAAAAUUAAGGCGUAUUGGUCUAGUCAAGUGUUCGGCUAUCACAGAUGAUAGCGUUAUAGCAUUAGCUAUCGCGCAAAAACAACGACAAAUAAAUCACCACCGAGGACAUCACAUCGACGAUGCAUCCUAUACUGGAAGUUGUCUAGAAAGAGUACAUCUUAGCUAUUGUACUAAUUUAACACUUUCGGAUCUCGAACAGUUUUGUAGAGAUGCCCCAGCAGAAUUCAAUGAACAUCAACGCAAUGUAUUUUGUGUCUUCUCCGGACCUGGUGUGAAUGGUCUACGUAAUUUUCUGGUUCGAGAUGAGCGACCAAUUAGCAACGAGGACGAAGAUGACAUUGUUAUUGAUCAGGGUAUCCAUGCAUCAACCAUUCCAGACGCUGAUGACGACCGAACGAUGACUGGCAUGAUGAACGCUACUGGACUAAAUAAUGAGGAAAACGACGCUGAUGACGACGAAGUUUUAGAUGAUCAGCAGUUCCCAGUAUUUCCAUAG
Molecule: messenger RNA, 1251 nt
Organism: Sclerotinia sclerotiorum 1980 UF-70
Lineage: Eukaryota; Fungi; Ascomycota; Leotiomycetes; Helotiales; Sclerotiniaceae
Exons: 5
Coding region: 1-1251 (416 amino acids)
Biological process (GO): SCF-dependent proteasomal ubiquitin-dependent protein catabolic process
Cellular component (GO): SCF ubiquitin ligase complex
Molecular function (GO): protein binding
Source: RefSeq, a predicted model, not a curated record